AUGACGGCCUCGGAUCAGCCAGAGCCAGAGGAGAGUCCAGCAGCAAGCAGCUCGAUCGGCCUACUUGAUCUACCACUUGAGGUUCGCCAUCAGGUAUACAAGCAUCUGUUUUGUCAUCGAGCAUUGCCAAUUCCUCUAGGGCCAGGAAGCCUCGCGCCCCUGCAGCUACAGGACAAAGAAGACCUCGCCGAGCCGAUCUUCCAGACGUCCAUCUUUAGAGUAAACAAGGCCCUUGGAACCGACGCCCUUCGUUUCGCAUAUAGUGCAAAUAGCUUCCAACUGCCCGCUGACCUGAGCGUCUUCUGCCGUUUGGGUGCCGUCGCCUUGGCAUCGAUCUGGGUUCUUACAGUCCAUAACAAUUGCUGCCUCGACGGCGAGGAGUCGACGAGGGUUUGGGAUAUCAUUAAUCACAAAUGCUCCGGCCUGGAGCUGCUCAUUGUCCAGCCGUCGACGCACCUCCUGUGGCAAGCCAUUCCACACCUGAAGGAGUAUGUUGCCUCGUUCGGCACGGACACGUCGUCCCGACCGAGGCUCGUCUUCGACCUAUAUGUCUUCGACCGUCACUUCUCAUUCGACACGCCGGAGCGGGAGUAUCGUCGAGCGUUGCAGGAGCUGAAGGGCACCGUCGUUACUGAUUAUCGAUGGGGGGGUCCCGUCAACGUCAGGGAAAUCGUGUCUUUCUUACCCAAGCAUGUGAAACAAAUCAACUUCGUGCUCGACGUCAACACGGGAGGUGUUUGCGCCCUGGAUGAGGUUCUGCAAGACUCUGCGGAUCUUCCCUUGGUCAAGGUACCGCUACCUGCAUCGGGUAAAGACUGUCGGUACGGAUUUCGAGAUCAGCUUUGUUAUAUCUGGAUGGACGAGAAGAGAAGUCAGUAG
Molecule: messenger RNA, 879 nt
Organism: Exophiala spinifera
Lineage: Eukaryota; Fungi; Ascomycota; Eurotiomycetes; Chaetothyriales; Herpotrichiellaceae
Exons: 1
Coding region: 1-879 (292 amino acids)
Source: RefSeq, a predicted model, not a curated record